UGCAGCUACUUCUCUCUUUCAUUUCAGUCUUUUGAGAACUUUACGGUACGGGUUUAGGGGAUCCGUGACGACGCCAUCUUCAACUCCUUGCGAGUGUCUCCACGGUAUAGACGGGUCGGAUGCUUGUUGAUGUUCAUCUCCUGGAGACACUCGGAGAAUUUCUGCAUGCGUCUUUGCCGCGGACCUUCCGAGUUCGGGAGCCACUCGACUCUUCUCAGUCUCUUGAAGUGACUUCACCCGCAUCCAGGACGUUGCGCAAUACACGCGCUGAGAACAAGCCUCUUUCUUUUGUCCUGAAAAGACCCCGCAGCGCUCUGGUUUCAAACACGCACGCCAAUUGAUGUGAGAAGUAAAUGCCAUUUUUUCUCAAUUCUCAGAAGCCGCAUCGACCAGCUGCUGACGCUUCAGUUCAGAACAUUCACCUGAGAUCGCCUCUUGGAGAGCUCUGGGGCGCGACGCUCUGGUGUCCCAGCUGUAUGUACACCCGAGAGCCGAGGGUCCGCCUGCACGAAUCCGUUCUGCGUUUCUGUGGGAGAGUCUGAAAUGGCGCCGUGCGUCGGCGCAGCUCCGCUUGAAGGGAUUUUCCAGCCUUUCUCUCGGGGUCCGCUGCGGAGUUUUCACAUCCGACGAAGCCAGACAUCUCAGCAGCGUUUCCGGCGGCUUCGCCCGGCCUCUCCACCGUCGCCUUCCUCGGAUUCGUACCCUUCUUUGCAGACACGAGACGCCUGCUCUCCCCGCUCUCUCGGGGAGCACGGGCGCUCUGCGUUCCAGCCAGUCCUCUCGAGUUUCGCGCGUCCGUCGCCUCCUCGCGAGUCCACACAGCAUUGUUUUCGCAUCCGAGCCACUCGCUACUACUCGCGAAGGCGCCGCGAGUCUCGGAAUCCUCUGCUGCUUCGCAAGCCUAUCGCUUCAUUCGACCAAGUCUCUCCCUCAGCGCUUCCACGCGGCCCCCGCCUGUUCCUCUCUCCUCCUCCCCACGCGCCUCCUUUCCCCUGUACCCCACAACAUGUCUUCGCCUGUCUCCCGCUUCCGCUCCGCAACUGUCUUCGGCUGUCUCCUUUCCCGCUUCGAGAGCAGCGGCUCUCGCCGCCGCCUUCGUCUUUGGCGCAGACGAGGCCAUUCUCGUCGCGCAGACCCAAGGCGGUGAAACAGAUCACUUACAGGGCGCUUCGCCGAGCUAUCAACGCGUUCAAACACCACAAACUACGCACAGAUCCUAAAAGCGUAGCCUCUGCCUUUCUCGUUCCUUCUUCUCUUCCGCCUUCUUCAUCAACAUCAUCAUCGCCUUCUUCUCGAAUUGCCGCUUACCGUGGAGAGGCCCUGUCGCGAGACCGGGUGCAUGCUCCGGAGCCUGGCGCUCUCCCCCUGCGUCCUCCGACUUCUGCAGACCUCCGGUCGACAUAUGCAGAUCCCUUCCAGUUUUCAGCGUCUCUCGUUCCGGCGCCUCUCCCCUCGCCGCCGCCUAUCUUAUUUCACCGCACGGUGACCCUCCCCAGAAGUCCAGAAAACGCCUCGCAGAUCCGCGCGCGUCGCCUGCCCCUCGGGAACGUGAAGAAGCUGAAGAGCUUCGAACUCGCCGCCGCACUCUGCACCUACGCCCAGGUGUACGUCCACCACGCGGCGCUCUGGGCCGCGCUCGUGAAGGAAUGCGACGGCCGGAGCAAGCACUUCAGUCCGGCUGAGGCCUGCUGGGUUUUGCAUGCGUUCGCCAGGGCAAAAGAGCGACGCGAAAGAGCGGCGCAGAGGGACGGACUGUGUGGUUCUUCUUUGCGUCUUUCUUCAUCUUCUCCGCUGGAGACCGAGUGGCUGCCGUCGGUGCGCCGGGCGUCCGAGCGUUUGGCGGCUCACGUUGCGACGAACUUUCGUCUCCUUUCUCUGGCCGAUGCCGCGCGCGUGCUGCAUGCAACGAGCGUUCUGAACUUGCCUGAUUCGCGGCUGUUUAGAGUUCUCUGUCCGCUGCUCCCGGAGCUCCUCAACGCGUUUCUUGCGCAGACAGUCGACGCGCCUCAGCGUCUCCACUACGUCCUGCAGCUGCUCGUGUCUGCGCUGGCGCGAGAGCGUCUGCACCUCCCGGAGGUCCUGAGGCUCGCGGGAGACGUCUUCGCUUCCCACAUCGACGCCUGGCUUCGGGCGCGGUCGAGAGACAGUCUGCGCCUCCAAAGGAGACAGAGGAAAAACGCGAAUUCUCUCGUCUCUGGAGGAACGAAGGAGCGCGCUUGCGCGCUGGGUGAAGGGGAGGCGGACGACGCUGGAGGAGCGGGCAGGCACACGGCGCAGCGGAAGCAACGAGGCCCGGCGAUCUUCCACUUAGCUGACUUGGGAGACGGCGCGUCCCCAGAGGGUCCGAAGGCGUCGCGCGGCUCGGGCGACGAGGCAGCGGCGCUUCUCCCCGUACCGCAGAGACUCGCGGCGCUUCUCCACGCCUUCAGUCUCCUUCAGUUUCGCCACGAGAAGCUCGUCGCGUCCACGCUGCGUCUCGUCCAAGUUGCGGCUUCCCCACCAGCUGCAGCACCCGCGGCCGCAGAGAGAAAGCUCUCCGGGAGGCUGUCGGCCUUGUGGGCCGGGCCAGGUUGCGGCCUGCAGGGAGGGAGAAAAGGCGCUGGAGAUGAGAGUCGCGACGGUCUCUUCUCCGGCAGCGUCGCGCCGGCGCGCGAGGGACAAGGUGUUUCGCGGCUCGAGGCGGAAGAGCGAAUGACGAGGACGACGCAGAGCGUUGGAUCUCUUGACGAGACGCUCGGGGCGCAUCACUUUCGAGAUCUGUGCUUUUCCUCCCCACCAGCCUCUCAACACGGCAAAACGGACCAUCGGCUUCCCCUGUCUCGGAUGUCUCCAUCGACUUCCACGUUUGUGGCCGCGUUGCCUGCCGCGAACUGCACUUCGCUUCUUCCCUCCCCCGCGUCGUCUGCUCAGGUGCCGGUACACCUGAGCGGCUCGGCGUUGGCGCCUCGCAGCGCCUCGGCGCCGACGUCGCUUUCGCGCCCGAGAACGACACCUCGUUCGCCUUCUUCGCUUCAGCAUGUCCACUCGCCCUGGUCGGGAGCAGCCGCCACUGCCCGUGCACUUCUUCUCGCUCCCCAUGCGUUCAUGCGUGGCGGCCGCGGAACCGGGAAGUCCUCCGCCUCGGUUUCGGCCGCUGCCGUGUCUGUGCGGCUCAGCCGCUUCGGCUUCUCGCGAGGGAGGAAAACGAAGGCGUCGCAGGCAGCCCGGCGCGGCGGCGCACCUCGUCUGAAGCGCGCAGACUGGCGCCGCAUGCUGCACCUGACUCUCGCGAGUCAGGUGCCUCCUGGAAGGCGAUCUCCGUUCUCCACUUGGAAUGUAGAGCGACACAAACGAAGGGCGGCUGUGCUCGAACGUCAGGUCGCAGCGAGAAGAGCUGCAACCGCCGCCGCGACUUGCCGAGACAGCGCGAAGCACUGGACAGCUUCUCAACUCAGCACGAUCCUCGCGGCCCUCGAUGCACUCGGCGUGAAGAGCCGACCCAUCCUGGAGCUGUGGCAGCGCGCGGUGUACGCCCACCUGCACGCGCUGCCUUUCCACGAGACCGUGGAGGCGCUCGAAACCGCCAGUCGGCUCGGCUGGUACAGCCGAGCGUUUGGACAUCGCGCGUUCGCCCGAGUGGGCUGGUUCCUGAAGACUGAAAAGACCCACAUGCGCUCCAUGGAAGACUUCUGUCGAGUUGCUGAGAUCCUCAGUGUGUGGCCGGGAGGCGAGAGAGAAGUCCAUGAAGCGACGCGAGCGGUGAGACGCAGACUCGCGAGGCUCGGCAGGUUUUGGCUGCUCGAUGACGCAGGCGAAGCCGCCCUCAGAGACGUCUGGAGGGCCUUGGUGCGUCUGGGGCAUGUUCCCCCUCCCUCGUCUCCCCUUUCGUCCUCGAGCUCGACGUCUGCGGCUCCUCCUCACCUUCUUCUUUCCACGCCUUUUCCGGUGGCGAAGUGGCAUCCGCCUUCGCCCUCAAAAGCUCCAGAAACCUCUCUGAACGGUUCGGCAUCUCCUUGCAGGUCCAGCGAACCGUGCAGGGAGGGACAGACUGUGGAGAAACCGGGGGGCGAGACAGGAGACUCGAGUGCCCACCGCGUGAGUCCACCGGACCCGCCGCCGUUAACAGUUCCGAGUGUCUCCUCGGCAGAGAGACUGUUCCCAGCGCGUUUUUCGUCUUCUCUGUCUUCUUCUUCGUCGCUGCUUUGUCUGUCUGGAGCUCAGCGAUACCCACUCAGACGCGUCGCUGCCUGCAGUGGCUGUGCACCUCAGCGUCUGGCUCUUCGGUCAGUUGCAGGGGUCGUUCCGUGGAGACCUGUCGAGGCGAUCUAUCGCGAGGCUGUUGGGUUUUCUCUGAUUCCUGCUCUUCUGCGAAUCACGGUUUCUCUGUUUCCCCUCUCGCCGCCCAUUCCGUUGACGCUGCUUCUCCCUCGAGUGCGAAAGUGCGCCCUCGCAGGCGUCGUUUCUCUCGGUUCGCUCCACGGCAUGCUCAAGGAUUUGAACGCGUUGCGGCAAUUCCGCUCUCUCGCUGCCCACAGCGCGUUGCGGCCGGCGUCUGGGCAGCCUCGCCAGCUUUCCCCGUCUGCGGCUCGACCGCCGCCUCUCCGCUGUUCUCCGUCGCGAGACGGCAGGUCCGUCGAGGCGAAGGGUGUCUCAGGAGAGCACGAGGAGACGCGAGCGAACCGCGCUGGAGACGAUAACAAACAGGGGCGAUUGAUUCGUACUUCGGAGGGUUUGAGCAGCGUAACGGCACCAUCUGCAAUGGAGAGAGUUCCGAGAUUCCCGAUCGAGAGAGCCGUCUCUGGGGCGUCCGGGAGAGAGACAGACUCUUCCAGGCCAACGCCAGAAGCGCCCACGCGUUCGGCGUCUUGCGCGGUUUCGAGCGAGGCUGCGGAGUGUGUUGGAGAGGCACAGACAACUGCUGCGGGGACGCAGAGACAUGUGGAGGACUCGUGGAAAACUCUCGAGAAGAAGAGAUAUGAGACCUUCGAGGAGCUCCUGGAGGAGACAGAAGCGGCUCUGUGGAGGGUCACUCGCCAGCGCGUCUGUCGGGCUCUGACUCGUAGCUCAGCAGAGCCAGUGCAGCAAGGCAGGCACAUGCAGGAGUCAGGAAAGGCAUCGAGUUUGGGGUCUGCGUGUCUCCAGACAAGACGUUCGCGGAUGCAGGCCACAGCGGGUGCUGUCUCUCUGGAAGAGCUGGCUUCACACGGCGCGCUUCUCCACGGCUUUUCCAACGCGCUUGCGGGCGAACUCGUCGACUUGGGGUCUCUGCGCUUGGGGAGAGAAAGAGCUGUAGAGACACCCGAUCCUCGGGGCAGUUCUGCUUUGACGCUGGGCUCUUUCGGGAAGGCUUCAGAGACGCGUCAUGGACGCCCGCAGCCUCCGGCGAGUGUUCAGAGAGAACAAAAACGCGCUGCAUCUGAGGGAAGUGGAAGGCUCGACACGACCACGCAGUGCGUUCGGACUAAAAGCUCAACCCAAGAAACAGACGGGGAAACGCUUGAAGUGCUGGCCGCAGUUCGUGAAACGGUUCGGGGCCCUUGGCCUCUUGCCGAGAGACAGAGCAGCCGAAAGGAGACACCUGGUCCAUCAGGCGACGAAGCUGAAGGAGCGCGAGACGUGCUGUCUAUGAAAACAACUGGAGAUUCACAUGGUCAGGAGACUGCGAGAGGAUGGCAGUUCCAGAGUGUCGGAGAGGCAGCGGCGGUUCUCGCUCUUGAGGUUGCACCUUACAUUUCCAACCUGUUACGACCUGAGCCAUGCGGGUGUCGACGCACCUGUGCCUCGUCUCUCAGGAGAGGCGAGGCAGAGGUGCGUUCGUCGCUAAGCGUCGUGGAGGCCUGCGCAGCCGAACGGGAAGAUCGGGGCCGCGAGGCAGAGAGGUCAACCUUUUCUUCUCCAGAGGCCAGUUCUCUCUCGCGGAUUUCGGCGCCUUCAGUAGCCUCUCUUCAGUCGCACUGGACACCUUCGUUGGAAGGAGCCGAAACGGGGGAGUCCCGCGCCAAGUCCCCGCAAGUCAGCGAGCAACGCAGGCGUUUGGCUGUAGACAGCGACGGUUCAGUGUUCAGGGCUGAUGGCCCCUCUGGCUGCCGCGUGGCUUGGGAACCGGCUCGUGACAUUCUGGGGAGACUCGUCCACUUUUUCUCGUCUUUCUCACAGAUGGCGACAGCGAAGGAGGUCCGCCAAACUCUGCAUAUUGUCUUGGGAUUCCUCCGACACCCGUUCUGGCUGAACCGACUCGAGAGUCACCUCUCGGCCGCGCUGCAGCGCAGCUGGGAGCCGACUGCAUGCGCGCGGCGCCGCAGAAGCGAUUCAGUUUCCACUGACCUCUGUUUCGAGUGGGAACUCGACGUUCUAGAGCAAAUAACUGCCAUCGGAGCAGCGCUCUUGCGGCAGAAACCUCGCUGUGUAGCUGCGACUCGAGCCGACGAGUUUCUCGUCCUUUUCGCGGACUUGCAGGGGACUGCUAGGCAGAUUCGUCGCGUCUUCCACACCGCAGUGGAGGCGUGGUGGAGCGCGCGGGGGGCGUCAGAGGAGAACGGAGAGCCGACUUGCAGUGAUCGGAGUGGCGACGACUCCAGACAGUUGGCCAGAAACAGGAUUCAAACGAUUGACAUGCUCUUUGGAAACACGCUUCAGUUCCUCCAACUCGCCGAGAACGUCAUGGUCGAGUGUAUGUACACCCGGCUGCGAGAGGUGCCCAGUCUCGCGCUCGCGGCAAGCCCCGUCACCGCGCUAAACGCGACUCUGGAGGCGUGCUCUCCCUGGCUCAGAAGUGGACAUCUGGGGAUGAGGACAGGGCGCGGAAGUGGAGAGGGGAAAAGGAAGGAAACCUGGGAAGAGAGCUCAGAACCGUUCGCGGGGAAAGCAGCACGCGCCCGAGGAGCCGCGAUCUGCAAUAAGUUAGGUGUACAUACACGUGGAGAAGCGUUCUGCGAACCCCCGAGAGAGCUGAAGACCGAGGAACAGGCAGAUGGUCCUGCUGGACAUUUCACGGGCAUCUCUGAGGAAGGGCAGGACGUCUCAGGGAUUCAGGCCCUGUGCCUUAACCACAGAUUUCGACGGCGGCUAGAGCAGCUGAGUUUCCUGACCGCCGUGUAUCCUCAGGCCUUCAGCGCCUGCUCGAGUUUCUGUGAAGAAGGCGCGCCUCUCCCGGUGGAGACGAACAGCGGGUUUGCGCAGCCCGUGAGGUGUCCAGACACCCGGCACAGUUCUGCGUUCCACGCGGUUCCCAGUUUCUUGUCUACACAGCAUGUUUGUGCCGGUCCCGCGACGAAGAAAACAGAAGGCACUGCGACUGCGACCUCACGCGGAACCUGCGAAAAGCGAAGUUCGACUGAGGAAGGGCAAAAAGCGGAAAAGCAGCUGUUUUCUUGCUCGCAACUGGUUAGUGACGUAGUCUGGGCGACACUCGAGAGUGAACGCAAGAAGUGUAUUUGGAGUUUCGGCGAGAGGAAGUCGUGGGGAGGAACGCCCUCUGGAGAAGGGAGAGUUGGGGAGUCCGGGGAGCUGCACAAAGAACGAACUCGCGCAUCUUUACAGAGGGCUACAGACUGGCUGAUGGUGAUGCAGCGACUGAGAGAGUCUCCGGAGAACACAGAGGAAAGGACCACGUUCGAAGACUUGCGGUGGCGCCGUUCCCACCCGAGAGAAGGAGUGCGAACUGAAGAAAACUGGAGGGACAUGGAGAAGGUGGAACUGCGUAGAUUCGUAGCACGUCUGUUUGUGCUUCGGAUGGUGAAACAAGAUGCAGCCCUCGCUCGAAUUCUCGACGGACUUUGGGUCUCGCGCUGAACGCUGAGGGAUCUUUGUUUGCGGCACCGACCGUGGUUAAAAUGACUGUUUGCCAUCUCAAAGUCUUUUCCUGGGUUUCCCGCUCUACAUACACCCCACACCCACAGUCAAAAGAAUUUGAUGGCUCCUCCGAUGCGGCUGGACUCGAUGUGAAUACGCGCGGCCUACUUCUUCUACUUCUUCUACUUCUUCUACUACUACUGGGGCCACAAAUCCCCAGCGAGGCUUCUCGAGUGAAGGGUGAACGGCUCAUAUUCGAGAGGCCGACACGCAAAGCUCGGCUGCAGGCUUCCGAAAACGACAGCCCCGGGCGUGGGCUGAGGAGAAAAGCGCGGUGACUCACACAGAGCAGCGACUCCGAGAAGAAGUUAUGCGAAAACGUUUCUACCUUUUUCCGAUACAGAAGCCCAUCGGUUCACGCGCGGGCGCGCAUUUCGCAACUGCACCUCGCCGAGGGAGCAGUGGUUUCGCAAACAUGAUUCCUCGUUCUCUUCUAGGGAGUCCAGCGUCAUGGUUGUGAUCCGCAGACGAACUGGUUGUCUGCCGGUGUGUCUCGGUGAGACCGAUCCACUCAUCCACGAGCCACUCAGAGGUCGACGGUUGAGUGCUCUUUCGUCGUUUCACACGAGUGACCUUUGCUCAGUUGCUGGAUUUCGUUUCCUUUCCUAUUGUUGUAGAGAGUAAUUAACCUGCCGUGGAGGAGACGCCAAGUCUGCAACUUUCUCCCCGGCAAGCCCGGCACUGUGCCUUGCGGGGGAUUCAGUGGCAGGCGUCGCGCGUCGCCAGAACUCGGUCCUGCCUCCAGCCUGUUGGUUUCAGGUAUCACACGUCACAUGUGAACAAGGCAGGUCCCCACGCGCGUUCGACUCGAACUCUGUGCUGUGGACCUGCGAGUUCGAGAAGCCGGCUCUGCGAGCAGAAAGGGCGCAGGUAAACGGGGAGAUGCGUUCGCUGCAUGACCCGCAGAUCGUGGCUCUGUACAAACAACGUUGUGGGCCCCAAAAGUGAAAGCAGUGAUCUCAACGGAGAAAAAAAGGAACUCACCAAGCAGUCGUGGACUUACGUAAACGAAG
Molecule: messenger RNA, 8843 nt
Organism: Toxoplasma gondii ME49
Lineage: Eukaryota; Apicomplexa; Conoidasida; Eucoccidiorida; Sarcocystidae
Exons: 2
Coding region: 544-7770 (2408 amino acids)
Source: RefSeq, a predicted model, not a curated record